AUGCACGUAGACGUUUGCAGGUACUACCCCCAGAAGGCGAAACUCGAGUUCAGGUUGCAGCCGUUCAUACCGGAUUACUUGCCUGCCGUCGGUGACGCCGAUGCGUUCAUCAAAGUGAUUGCACCCGAUCCUUCCAUACAGGCUGGCUUAGGUCUGGAGUACUUGGACGAGCCAUGUCUAAACCAAAGCGACCCGUGUCUGCUCAACUUACAGCUUCGGGCGUCGUGUUCGUCGUCGUCCAAGUCGCUGGUGGUGAAAAAAUUGGAGAGCGCCGAAAAAAAUCCAAAAGUCAUCGAACAGUGGAUACACGACAUAAAUGAAUUGAACCGAGGAAAGACGUCUGCAUUUUUCUAUUCCAAAAAAAUGCCAGACGUAGAAACAAUAAUGGAACCGUGGAUGGACGGUGGCGAUCAGAAAACCAGAGACAUGCCGGAUUUCGAAAAUGCAGAUUUGUUGACUCUUGUUGAUGAAGUCUGUGAUUACUUCGGGAUCCCAAAGACUGACACCAAAGUUGAGUCUCUGCACCUGUUGUUUUCCGUAUACGUGGCUAUCAAGAACUCUCGAGCUCAAAACACAACUGUUCUAGCUACGGACAAUAGCAGUUAA
Messenger RNA from Macrosiphum euphorbiae (potato aphid), 606 nucleotides. The record is from the annotation of a GenBank genome assembly. NCBI's taxonomy places the organism in Eukaryota, Metazoa, Arthropoda, Insecta, Hemiptera, Aphididae.